Molecule: messenger RNA, 1233 nt
Organism: Thalassophryne amazonica
Lineage: Eukaryota; Metazoa; Chordata; Actinopteri; Batrachoidiformes; Batrachoididae
Gene: tifa
Product: TRAF interacting protein with forkhead associated domain
Exons: 2
Coding region: 124-711 (195 amino acids)
Biological process (GO): canonical NF-kappaB signal transduction
Molecular function (GO): protein binding
Source: RefSeq, a predicted model, not a curated record
UCACUCUCUGCCACAGUUAGUUUUCAGUUCUUGUUGGAACAGUUUGGGCGUGUGGACAGUUAUAAAAGAAAAGCGGAUCGGUUUUGUGGAAGGUCAACAGGUAACGUUGCUACGUUUGCCAUCAUGGAUGUUUCUCACACGAUGGAGACCGAGGAGGAUCUGCUCACUUGUCUGAGCAUCAAGUUCUAUCAUCCCCAGCAGAGUCUUCGAGGCCUUUACAGCCUGCUUCCCACUGGGAUCAGGAUCCGACGUUCGGCCGACGAUCCCCUCAGGUUGGGCCGUGACCCUCAGUCCUGCUGCUUCGCCCUGGUCGACCCAAGGGUUUCACGAAAACAGCUCGGCCUCUAUGCCUACCGUACAGCUCAGAGCCCCAACAUGCUGUUCACCAUCCAGAACCUGAGCCAGAGAGGAUGCAUGUCAGUGAAUGGCUCAGCCCUCGGGUACCUAGAGAGGACGGAUCUACCGGAGAAGGCCCUAGUCCGCUUUGGAGAGUACGAGAUGCUGAUCAUCCAGGAGCCAGGUGAGGCCAAAGGCAGCUACGAGGUGGAGUUUGAGGUUCUCCCAGUGCCUCCGUCCAGAGAGACUGGCACAUACCCACCCACUGUGACACCCGUUAUGGACACUGCAGGCUCCUGUGUGAGGAACGGUUUCUCCAGACUUGGAUCUCGCGAGCCCUCGGAGACAGACGAGACUCUCCCAUACGACUCAUGAUGAACGUAUUGAAGGGAGAGACAUUUUACCGUUUUUUAAAAUGUAAACUUAACCUGUUGAUCAAACAGGAGUGAUUUUAUUUCACAUCCCAUUUGUGGUCUGCGGUGAAACUCGUCACAGGCUGGUUCAUGCGUCCACCUCAUUACAAACAGGCUUUUCUUGUCUUAAUAGUAGUUCUCAAGUUUCUGAGAUCGGGUGACAGUAUUAACAAAAGGGGAGGCUAAAAGCAAACGCAAAGAGGAAUGCCUCAGAGGGCACAAAGAUUCCGGAAAUUAUGGAACUAUGAACGAAAGACUGAAAUACCAAAAGGAACAAUUUGGGAACCUUUGGUUGUAUCUAAGGUGUAGAAACAGUAUAUUCUUGCAUUUAAGCCAAGGCUAGUAGGUCACAAUUUUUUCCAUCUUCUCCUCAGGUUCUUCUUCCUGAGGAGCAGUUUUAUGUGCCCAUUAAUCAUUGCAAUUGUUACUUCAUCUGUGUCUGUAUGACAUCAUAGAAUAAAAGCAUUUUGAAGAUACUCCAGAA